AUGAUUAAACGGUCGCUUUGUGUGUUCUUGUUUUUAACUUACUUAGAUAUUGUAAGGCCUUACGUGUUCCCAUCAAUAAAGAAAUGCCACUUCAAGGAUUCAGCUUGUUUAAAAGAGUCCUUUCAAAAGGCUCUACCAUUGUUUGCUGACGGAAUACCCGAACUGGGAGUAGAGAAAAUGGAUGAAUUAGUUAUACAAGAUAAAACGUACAAAUUGGGCGGAUUAGAUUUUACCUUGAAAGAUGGAAGGCUAAAAGGGUUAAAGAGCACUGUUUUUGAUCUUGUAAGGAUGGACAUGGACAACAAUUAUGUAUAUACAAAAUAUCACGUACCCAAAUGUUCAAUAAAGGGUAAAUAUGAAGGAAUGGGGAAUAUCAAAGUCCUACCUUUAAGAGGGUCCGGAGAAGUUUUUUUGAAAUUCCGUAAUGUCGCCGUAUCGUUAAAUACAACCAUUGCAAUGGAAAAGAAAAAUAAUAAGAAAUACAUAGUUCCAAAAUCAUAUACUUUCGACUACGAAGUGAAAGAUUAUGCGCAUUUCAACCUAACUAAUUUGUUUACUGGGAACGAAGAACUGAGUAACACAGUGUUAACAUUUUUGAACGACAACUGGCGAGACGUUUCGAAGGAAUUCGGAAGACCGAUGAUGGAACAGCAAGCUAAACAGUUACUUGAUAAUAUUUCUAUAUAUUUAAAGAACUCAGCUGUAGAAGACAUAUUUGCGUUAUGA
Molecule: messenger RNA, 726 nt
Organism: Leptosia nina
Lineage: Eukaryota; Metazoa; Arthropoda; Insecta; Lepidoptera; Pieridae
Source: the annotation of a GenBank genome assembly